AUGGCGGAUCCAAGAUCCUCACUGGAGUCCUACCGCUCCUCCAUAGCAACAAUAAGCAGCGAUGAUCAACGCUUGAUGCACGAACCCUACAAUCCCCUUCACAACGUCUUCGGCAGCAAACCAGUCUUGGUGCACCAAAGAAACUCCCUCCACACCAACGCCUUCUCCCAAUGGCCCCUGACAGGCCCCCUCCUCUUCGACAACAACAACUCCGACGCUAGGGAUCACUGCGCAGCCGAGCGAACAUUUCUCUCCUGGCUCCGCCUAGCAAUCUACAUGGCCAUAGUCUCCAUAGCCAUCCUCAUCUCCUUCCACUUGAAGCACCAACCCACAGCUCUAGAACGGCGCGUGGCCCUCCCCUUUGGCAUAAUUUUCUGGCUGCUGGCGUUGGCCUGUCUCCUCAGUGGGUUGAGCAACUACAUCAAAACGGUGAACCGCUAUUCGCGACGACAGGCGCUGGUGCAGUCAGGGUGGGGCACGCAGGUGGUGUUCACGGUGGUGGCGACGGCGAUUGUGGCGGCUUGUGUUUUGUUGUUGAGUACGCAGGGGGAGAGCCGGAGGAGGUGA
This is a messenger RNA of Fulvia fulva, 567 nucleotides long. RefSeq lists its product as uncharacterized. The coding region runs from base 1 to 567 and encodes 188 amino acids. The transcript has 2 exons. The record is from RefSeq and is a predicted model, not a curated record. NCBI's taxonomy places the organism in Eukaryota, Fungi, Ascomycota, Dothideomycetes, Mycosphaerellales, Mycosphaerellaceae.